Volvox carteri f. nagariensis is the source of this 273-nucleotide messenger RNA. RefSeq lists its product as uncharacterized. Lineage: Eukaryota; Viridiplantae; Chlorophyta; Chlorophyceae; Chlamydomonadales; Volvocaceae. The transcript has 2 exons. The coding region runs from base 1 to 273 and encodes 90 amino acids. The record is from RefSeq and is a predicted model, not a curated record.
AUGCGAUUUCUCUUCGUUGCAAAGAUCGUCCUGUUCGCUGCUGUCCUUGCGGCAGUUACCGGCAGCGCCGCUGCAGGGCCCAUAGCCUACGGUAUCUGCCAGUCGGGAUGCAAUGCCAUAGCCGUAGCGUGCUAUGCAUCGGCAGGGCUUACUUUUGGCGCCGUAACUGCGGGUAGGUGCUUUGGCGCCCCGGCGGCAGCCGUUGCCUGUAACCUGGCACUGGGAAAGUGCAUGGCGUGCUGUAUCGCGGCUGGCUUUGCGCCCACUUUUUGA